Vigna angularis (adzuki bean) is the source of this 621-nucleotide messenger RNA. Its product is annotated as secreted RxLR effector protein 161-like. The transcript has a single exon. Lineage: Eukaryota; Viridiplantae; Streptophyta; Magnoliopsida; Fabales; Fabaceae. Bases 1 to 621 code for a protein of 206 amino acids. The record is from RefSeq and is a predicted model, not a curated record.
AUGGAAGGCUGCAACAGCGCGAACGUACCAGUGUUGGCUAAUACCAAGUUGUCUAUCCAAGCUGAUGACAAAAAGGCUGAUGCUACCUUGUUUAAACAGAUUGUAGGAUCACUCAGGUAUGUGUGCAAUAGCAGACCAGAUAUUAGUUAUUGUGUUGGGCUGGUAAGUAGAUUCAUGAGUGAUCCCAGACAAUCUCAUCUCUCUACUGCCAAACAUAUAUUGCCCUAUCUAAAAGGAACAAUUGAUUUUGGCCUCUGCUUUCCCAAGAAGACUGACAGAAUGACUGGGGUGUUAAAAGCUUGGAGUGAUUCGGAUUGGUGUGGAGAUCAAAAGGAUAGAAAGAGCACAUUCGGCUAUGUAAUUAAGUAUAUGGGAGCGUGGUUUUCCUGUUGUUCGAAGAAGCAGAGUGUUGUAGCACUCUCAUCAUGCAAAGCUGAGUAUAUUGCUUCAGCCAAGACUGCAUGCCAGUGUGCUUGGCUAGAGACAAUUCUGGAUGAGUUGAAGAUUGAAUGCUGUAAGCCAAUCCAGCUAUUGAUAGACAACAGAUCAGUUAUAAACCUAUCUAAAAAUCCCAUCUCACACGGUAGAAGCAAACAUAUAAGACCAAAUUUCAUUAUCUGA